AUGACUUGUUGCAGUGUCCGCAAGACCACCGUCCAAUUCUCAACACCAGAGGACCACGUGAUCUCCAAUUGUGUUCGUUCCAAGAGAGACAUGAAGAACUUUGAAGCAAUUCAAGAGAGUUAUCUCUUGGGGUUAUUGAAUGCCUUCUGUUCUUUCACCUUUGAAAAGCCUGCCAAGAAGUCCAAAGUGACCUUCCAAUUUGUGAAGACAACUACCCUUCAUUUUGGUCAAGACGUAGUGAGAAUCAGAGAUAUCACAGAGGCAAAUUGCAAGUGCAGAGCAGAAUUGGAAAGGAGUGUUGGAGUCUCGGAAGAUAAGGUCAAACGUAGAUUCGACAAGAACAAGAACAUCUUCCUUACUAAUAUGCUCUUUGAUUUUGCGCUCGAGUAUGGAUACUUCUUCAAUAGUAAAUUGGCUCGAAACACAGGCGGAGCAAUUCAGAUGGACAAAAUUAAAGACGUUUUCUAUAACGGUGAAUUGGUAUGUCAGCAGAGUGAUAUGAUGAUCAGAGGUAUCGCACUCAACAAGUACUUUUCCUCACUUACAGUCAACGAAGACAAGCAAGGUAGAGUUUCACAAUAUGAUUUGAUUAUCAGUAAAAUACUUACAGAUCCUCUUUAUAAAGUACAAAGAGACUGGAGUGUUGAGAUCAUCGAGAGAAGAGGUAUUAAAGCCAAUUUUUGA
Molecule: messenger RNA, 684 nt
Organism: Entamoeba invadens IP1
Lineage: Eukaryota; Evosea; Mastigamoebida; Endamoebidae
Exons: 1
Coding region: 1-684 (227 amino acids)
Source: RefSeq, a predicted model, not a curated record